UUAAAGAUAGACGCAGAAUACACAGCAUCUUGAGCCAAGGUUUAAAUUCAUCCCUCUCUGCCUGGCUUCUCGCAAAGUUCUGCUUGUCAGCUUGCCUCUGUCUCCUCUAGCAGCUGUAAAAUUCCCUAAAAAAAUAACAUCAUUCUGGAUUCUUGGGAAUUACUAAGGUGGCAAAAGAGAUCAUGGUGCAUACAGUGGGAACCGCCAAUAAUCCCACACAGGGGGAGAUGGAGAAGUGAUGCUGAGACAGAGGGGAUGGGACGGUGAGAGGGAGCCUGUCCCCUGCCCUUGCCUCUUGCUGCUGCAGAGAGAGGAGAGAUCAUGAAGGUGCUGAUCUUCAGGGGGAUCCAGCAGAGGGUCAGAACAUGGAUGAAGCUGGUGCCUCCUGGUUUCGUGUCCUGUGAUCUGAUCUGGGCACUCUGAGGCAGACGAAGCAGGGAACAGAGCAAGCGAUCGGAGGAGCAUCAUUUCUACGGAAUGAUUGAAGAUUGUGGGAAAAGAGGAAAUACCAUGGCAGAAAGAAGGCAGCUGUUUGCAGAAAUGCGGGCUCAGGAUCUGGAUCGCAUCCGUUUGUCCACCUACCGAACAGCAUGCAAGCUUAGAUUUGUUCAGAAGAAAUGCAACUUGCACCUGGUGGACAUCUGGAAUGUGAUCGAAGCCUUGCGGGAGAACGCCCUAAACAACCUGGACCCCAGCAUCGAACUGAACGUGGCUCGCCUGGAGGCUGUGAUUUCAACCAUCUUCUACCAGCUCAACAAACGGAUGCCAACGACCCACCAGAUCAACGUGGAGCAGUCCAUCAGCUUGCUGCUCAACUUCCUGCUAGCCGCCUUUGAUCCGGAAGGACAUGGUAAAAUUUCCGUUUUUGCUGUCAAAAUGGCCUUGGCAACUCUUUGUGGAGGAAAAAUCAUGGACAAAUUAAGAUAUAUUUUCUCCAUGAUUUCUGACUCCAGCGGGGUGAUGGUUUAUGGCAGGUACGACAUGUUUCUGCGCGAGGUUCUCAAGCUGCCCACCGCUGUCUUCGAGGGGCCUUCAUUCGGUUACACUGAGCAGUCGGCAAAAUCCUGUUUCUCACAACAGAAAAAAGUCACAUUAAACACUUUCUUGGAUACUCUCAUGUCUGAUCCCCCGCCACAGUGUCUAGUGUGGUUACCACUUCUGCAUCGACUGGCAAAUGUUGAAAAUGUCUUCCACCCCGUCGAGUGUUCCUACUGCCACAGCGAGAGCAUGAUGGGGUUUCGCUACCGCUGCCAGCAGUGUCACAAUUACCAGCUCUGUCAGGACUGCUUCUGGAGGGGCCAUGCCAGCGGUUCCCACAGCAACCAGCACCAAAUGAAAGAGUACACGUCAUGGAAAUCACCUGCUAAGAAGCUAACUAAUGCACUUAGCAAGUCUUUAAGCUGUGCUUCCAGCCGUGAACCUUUGCACCCAAUGUUCCCUGACCAGCCUGAAAAACCUCUAAACCUGGCUCAUAUUGUAGAUACUUGGCCCCCCCGACCUGUAACCAGCAUGAACGACACACUCUUCUCCCAUUCUGUUCCCUCAGGAAGUCCCUUUGCAAACAGAAGGUUACUUGGGGGUAUAAAUGCAGCCAGUCCUGUGGCUGAUGAGCAUUCUCUUAUAAAGCUGUAUGUAAAUCAGCUUCACAACAAUUCACGUUUUCCUGUCUUAUUAACUAGCUCUCCUUCCAAGAAUACUGAAGUAGAGCAGAGCAAACUGCUGGCUAGGGCUGCUCCAGCUUUCUUGAAAGGCAAAGGGUUACAGUACAGCCUCGAUGUUGCAGACAGGCUGGCUGAUGAACACGUGCUCAUCGGGGUCUAUGUCAACAUGCUGCAGAGCAGCCCCGCACGCGUCCUUGACAGUGCAAGUCGGCUGGAUGAAGAACACAAGCUGAUCGCCAGGUACGCAGCAAGGCUGGCAGCAGAAACUUCUUCAUCACAGCCGAGUCAGCAGAGAGGGGCAUCAGAUAUCUCCUUCACCAUUGAUGCCAACAAGCAGCAAAGGCAGCUGAUUGCAGAGCUUGAAAACAAAAACCGAGAAAUCCUGCAGGAGAUCCAGAGGCUGCGACUUGAGCAUGAGCAAGCAUCUCAGCCCACACCAGAGAAGGCCCAACAAAAUCCCACUCUCCUUGCAGAGCUCCGGCUCCUGAGACAGCGGAAGGAUGAGCUGGAACAGAGGAUGUCUGCUCUCCAGGAAAGCCGAAGGGAGCUGAUGGUUCAGUUAGAAGGCCUCAUGAAACUGCUGAAGGAAGAAGAAUUGAAACAGACGCAGGGGGCAGGCUCCCCACGCUCCUCGCCCAGCCACACCAUCAGCCGGCCUAUUCCCAUGCCCAUCAGGUCUGCCUCUGCCUGCUCCACCCCGACCCACGCACCUCAGGACUCUCUGACCGGGGUGGGAGGAGAUGUGCAGGAAGCCUUUGCACAAAGUGCAAGACGAAACUUAAGAAAUGAUUUGCUGGUGGCAGCAGAUUCAAUCACCAACACCAUGUCUUCUUUGGUAAAAGAACUAAAUUCUGAAGUGGGCAGCGAGACAGAGAGCAAUGUGGAUUCUGAGUUUGGCCGGGCUCAUUUUGAUGAUCUGGUUCCAUCCCCCACGUCUGAGAAGGCUUUCCUGGCACAGAUCCACGCCCGGAAGCCAGGGUACAUCCACAGCGCUGCUGCCACCGGCUCCAUCCGCAGUGACAUGGUUACAGAAGAUGGAGACCCUUAUGUCAGAGCAGAUGAUGAAAACUACGAGAAUGACUCUGUCCGCCAGCUGGAGAAUGAACUGAAAAUGGAGGAGUACCUGAAGCAGAAGCUGCAGGAUGAGGCGUACCAGGGAAGCUGCAGUCAAACAGACAAUGAAAGCUACGUAAGAACUGAUGAUGAGGAGAGCUGCUUUCGGACAGACGACGAAGAAAACUCAGCUGCGAACUUCACAGAAGAAUGGAACCAAGAGGUGCAGCGUCUCUUGACAAAAAAAUCACAUAACUAAGUUCUGAGGACUGUAGCACAGUACUUUUGUUCUAAGAGUUGUAGUUUGUAGAUGUGUGUUUUUUGACAACAAGACUUCUGUUUAAAGCUAACUUAUAUUAGCUACAUCUUCUGUAACAUGGCUCAUUACUGGCGAAGCAAACAGACUGACGCGCGUGCUGCUGUCACACACGGCGGCGCUGUUAAUAACUCACCUAAACCCUUUGCACAUGAUAUUGAACCUGUUCAGUUUACAAUGACAAUACUGUUUAUAGUUAGAAAUUUGAUUUCUGAAUACUUUGAGAUUUUAGCAGAUCGGUUUACUAUACACUGUACAUUUUUUUUUCCACGGGAGAAAUAAAAAGCGACAAUUAUGCAUUUAACACUGAACGAUGAUACUCCUGAGUGUAUAUAUCUAGUAGCCCAAAAAACAAAGUACCAGACUAUAUUUGCAAUUUGUUUGCAAGUCUUUAAAUUAAGGCUUAUACAAAAUGUACUAAAAUAAUAAUAAUAUAAUUAAUAAUAAUAAUAAACUUCUCUAAUUUAGGGCUAAUGUGUAACUUAGGAAUGUUUCUUUCAAAAUAAUCUAACAAAUCAGCCAUAGAAGUUAGUGUAAAUAUUUUUUUUCCAAAUAGAUAUCAUAUACAAAAGGUGACAUUCAAAUGAUAUAGAAUCUAGUUUUUAAAUCAGCACAGAUCUUCUUAAAACUGUGAACUAUGUUUUGAAAUACUCGUUGCUAAAGCUGUUUAUAAACCACAGGUGCCAUAAGAUCCCUGAACUGACUGAUGUUACGUAUAAUCCUCCAUGGUAUUGUUUCAUUGAUGUUUUAGCUUUAGUAAGCAUGUGUUCAACAAACCAGCUCUUUCCAUCUUUCUGCCCCUCCUCUUCCUCCCCACCCCCUUCCAUUACGUUAUUUUCGAGGCCUUCAGCUUUAAAUGUACAGGCUUAAAGUGCGCUUGCAACUGUUUCCUUUUGAUUUCUGAAUGUGUACUGCCUUAGCCAGCCACCAGAUGUUCUGCAUGCCCUCUUGGAAAUGUGUGGUGAGACUCUUUCAGAGCUGGAUGGAGAAAUAGCGAUCAGUGAAAAGCACAAGAAGAGCAGUGGAUUCUUGCAAAAGGACAGGCAUACAGUUAGAGAAUUGGAGUUUCAUCCAGUUUAGUAUUUUUCCAAUAUCAAGGCAUUUCAGGAGAAAGGGGACUGACACCCUGUCUAAUCAGGGUUAGGCAGUGAGGCUGCUGGCUAAAAAGUGUUUGCUCUGCUGUGACUACAAACCUACAGCUACUCCUGAGCGGUCAUUGACACAAACUGGCAUCAACGUGCUGCCCAGAGCACCCUGUGCCGAAACAAAGGUGACACCUCUGUGGCACAUGGCACUGCCAUGCAGAGGAACCAGAGCCAGGCCAGGGACAGCUGGAGCAGCAGCCGGGCAGGGACAGCAGGAGGAGUUCCAUGCUGUCUGCCUGGCCCUCCUGAGCUGCGCAGUGUUAGCUCGGGGCCACCUUGUGCCAAGGUAACUUUACUGCCCUAACACAAUAUUGGGCUUCCAGUACCUGGCUGACCUGAAGUGACACUGUCUAACAGCCCUGAAAACAGUGGUGUUUCAUACAGAUAUUUCACACCAGCACAGUUUGCCUACAGCAAGUGAUGAGAUACCCAUCUAAAGCAGGCUAACGUGGCUUGUCUGUCCUUGCUUUCAUGGUGACGUGGAUGUGUGCUGCCGUGUUUACAUGAGAUUGCUAUGUAGCUCGACCCAGUAAGUCCACUUGUUUGCAUGCAUUCUCCAGGCUCGUGGCUGUUUCCCUGGGCACUAUGUGUUAGGGAAUGAGUAUCUGUAUGAAAGAGCUGCUGCCAUGUUUCACUUUCAUAUCAUUUUGUUGUGUAUGCAGAUCUCUUGUCUGUAUAUCCUUGCGUACCUGGGCUUGCUCUCAGACAUCCAAAUGCAUACUAAGGGAUCCAGAUAUCUUCAUGUAAGCUUUUCAUUUCUGCAGUCACUGGUCUUUGCUCCUGGGUAUGUGCCAUCCUGGCAAGGCAGGCACCAUAUCCUCCACUGUCCCCUCCUCCAACCUCCUCUCAGGAAUGAGUUAGCCUCCACUAGUGCCUAGCACUCCAUGUUUUAAGCUACUCCAGUGAACCUGUAGACAUUGCUGUCAGCUCAGGAUUCCAGGCAAGCAUUUCCUGAACAGGGAGAAAACAAGCUAGAACACAGCUAUGUGCAAUGGCUGAUUAAUUCAACACAUGUCAUGUUUAAUUGUACCCAAAGUAAUAGAUCCCUCUCAUCACCUUAAUGUCUGCGUGCUCAUUAUCACCAUGCUUAAAAUAGAUGCACUAGACUAAAUCCAUUGCAAGAGCUUCUGAACUAGGAGUAAGAACUGAAGCUGACCAAUCAAGCACCUUUCUUUUAGGCUGGUGUCAACAAGAUGAUCCCUUAGGAGUUCUGGGUCCCUGAUGCCCUGGAGCUCUGAGAUGAAGCACCUCUUACUUAGCUCUGCAAAUGUCUAUUUUAAGCAGUUUUCCAACUGUUAAGCUGGCUGCAUUUUCACCCAGCUGGUCUUUGUCUGUUUGUUGAAUAUUAUUUUGGUUGUGGUGUGCGGUCAUUAAAACAAACACAGUUACAGAAGAGGUCCCUCGUAUGGCCCUUCUGUUAAUUACCAAUGGCCCACCACAACCAUCAAAACUCCGGGUGGUUUUACUGUCACUGGAGGAAAACCAGUGGUUUGGAAUCAGGAGACAGGGAUGUGAAGAUGUAUAGGGUCCUUGAAUGUCCAAAGCGAAGGUGGAGAAUGGGUUGUCUGUAAGUAGUAAUGUUAACUAAACUGCAUAAAAAGGUGUGUGGCCUUUGUUGUGAUAUAAUAUGUAUUUUCUUAUAUGCAUGAGCCAAAUUGUUGCAUCAUAAUUUAUCAUAAAUGUGUCCGCCUUUACUUUCAGUCGUCACCUUCUCCCAUUCUUAUUGGUUCUUGGCAAUUUCUGUAGAUAGACCUUGUAAAUAUUGCAGCCUCGGGUUGCUGUAAUCACAUUGGUUCAAUUCAGCAGACGGAGCUGUGAACAACAAGCACUCCACAGUGUCCUGAAGAAUAAAGGGCAUUUUUACCUUUGAACCAAAAACAAAAAAAAAUUACGAAGAGUUACAUCUUGAGGCUACUAACUGCAACGCAUUUUUAAAACACUGUACUUGACACCACUUGAGACAGAUACAGAGACACUAAAAAUGUCACGAUAUUCAUUGGUAUUGUAACAGAACUGCUAUUGUAUGGGGUUUUUGUAUUGCUGUUAAGUAUUGUUUUGUGUGUGUGUGUUGGAACCUACUGGGGACAUGUUAUAUUUUGAAGUGAUUAAACUAUUUAAUUGUGUGUCUAUAUUUUGGAAUGGAAUUAUUUCUUCAUUAAAAAGAUUUUUAAAAGGAA
This is a messenger RNA of Passer montanus (Eurasian tree sparrow), 6352 nucleotides long. It is a transcript of the gene DTNA, whose product is annotated as dystrobrevin alpha. The transcript is spliced from 26 exons. The record is from RefSeq and is a predicted model, not a curated record. NCBI's taxonomy places the organism in Eukaryota, Metazoa, Chordata, Aves, Passeriformes, Passeridae. The coding region runs from base 478 to 2973 and encodes 831 amino acids. Gene Ontology annotation, cellular component: synapse; plasma membrane. Gene Ontology annotation, molecular function: zinc ion binding. Gene Ontology annotation, biological process: synaptic signaling.